This is a messenger RNA of Saitoella complicata NRRL Y-17804, 552 nucleotides long. RefSeq names its product DUF336-domain-containing protein. The transcript has a single exon. NCBI's taxonomy places the organism in Eukaryota, Fungi, Ascomycota, Saitoellomycetes, Saitoellales, Saitoellaceae. Gene Ontology annotation, biological process: post-translational protein targeting to endoplasmic reticulum membrane. Bases 1 to 552 code for a protein of 183 amino acids. The record is from RefSeq and is a predicted model, not a curated record. Gene Ontology annotation, cellular component: TRC complex.
AUGUCAGACCUCUCAGAAUACGCCGCCCAGCACCAGAACUUGCUGAAUUUCGCAAAUGCAUCCAAAGAUGAGCUUUUGCAGAUCGUCAAAGACCUAAACACUCAAUCCCUCCGGCUCCGCUUCCCCUCCUUCUCCUUCACCGACGCCCACCACCUUGGCCAGGAACUUCUCCGAACCGUUCAGACAGAGUUGCCUGAGAGCGAACAAAACAAACCCGUCGUGAUCGAUAUCCAACUCGGCGCAAUGUGCGUCUACCACCUCGCACAACCCGGCACGACACCCGAUAACGACACCUGGAUCUCCCGGAAACGCGCCCUCGUCAACCGUUUCCACACCCCCUCCUUCACCUACGGCCGUCAACUCCAACUCGCUGGUAAGACGUUGGCAGACAAAGGGUUGCGUGAGGCUGAAUAUGCGGCGCAUGGAGGUUGUGUUCCGAUUGUGUUGGAGUCGGGUGUGUGUGUUGGGACGGUGACGGUUAGUGGGUUGAGUCAGGCUUGGGAUCAUUUGGUUGUUGGGUAUUGCAUGGAGGAGUUGAAGCUGAGUAAGUAA